Onychostoma macrolepis is the source of this 1081-nucleotide messenger RNA. RefSeq names its product H-2 class II histocompatibility antigen, A-K alpha chain-like. The record is from RefSeq and is a predicted model, not a curated record. The transcript has 3 exons. Gene Ontology annotation, cellular component: MHC class II protein complex. Lineage: Eukaryota; Metazoa; Chordata; Actinopteri; Cypriniformes; Cyprinidae. Bases 379 to 810 code for a protein of 143 amino acids. Gene Ontology annotation, biological process: immunoglobulin production involved in immunoglobulin-mediated immune response; positive regulation of T cell activation; peptide antigen assembly with MHC class II protein complex. Gene Ontology annotation, molecular function: MHC class II protein complex binding.
ACACACGCUACUGUUCGCUGAAAUGGAAGGAUUCUUUAGAAUUACACUCAUCGGUGUCUGUGUGCUUUACAUUAACGGCCAAUAUUAUCAUGAAUUUGGACUGAUUGAAGCAUACGGUGACUCAGAUCAAGAAGAUUUCAUUGUCAAAUUUGAUGAUGAACAUAUGGCACAUGUAGACUUCAAAGAGCAGAAAUAAAUCAUCACGUUACCUGACUUUGCUGGCCAAAUUGAGAUUCCUUCCCUGUAUGAGGAUGCUAAAAAGGGAGUAUCUAUUUGCAAAACCUUCUUUGACAUGCUUAAAGAGGUAUAUGCCAAUUCAUCUGAACCACUUGGUAAGAGAUAAAACAGGCAUAAAAAUAUUUUACUGAAAUGUUUUAAAUGUCAUAUUAUGAUUGGUGGUUUCUAUCUUUUCCAGAACCCCCCUGGAGCUCAAUUUAUCCCAAAAGUGAUCCACAGUUGAAUGUCAAGAAUACCCUGAUCUGUCAUGUGAUUGGAUUCUUCCCUCCACCUGUCAGAGUCUCGUGGACCAAGAACAAUGUGAAUGUGACAGAUGAAUCAACUCUCAGCAGAUAUUACCCCAACAAAGAUGGGACACUGAAUGUUUUUUCUCGACUCAGCUUCAUUCCAGAGGAAGGAGACAUUUACAGCUGUUCUGUGGAGCACAAAGCCCUUCAACAACCUCAAACCAGAGUAUGGGAUGUGGAGAUAACAGAGUCUAGCAUCGGUCCAUCAGUGUUCUGUGGAGUUGGUCUGGCUCUUGGGCUGCUGGGUCUCACCACUGGAGACUUUUUUAUUGCCAAAGGAAACUGAUACAAUAACACUGACAACUGUAGAUGUUAUUUUGUUUUAGUUCUCACGUUUAGUUGCUCAUGUGCUUAAGUUACAAUAGAAUUUAUUUUAGUGUUAAUUUAGUUCAUUUAUGUUUUCAGGGUUCUAUAUUGUAAUACACAGCAGCAGACAUGUUACACCUGCAAUAAUGUACAAUAGCUGUAAGUCUUCGUAAGACAUGAUAUAAUAUUCUACUUUUGCAUAGUGUGGUGGAUAUAUUUAAUGCUAUGUACAGUAGCUGCAUUAUGGUUCA